AUGGCCUUAGAUAUCUAUCGACGCGAGGCACGCAGAAAUGCAUGGUACGACGGGGAAGACGAAGAACCUUCCCGCAAUCCAUUCAAGAAGUUCCGCAGACGCCCACAACGGAGGCGCUCUAUUCAACUAGAGGCUCAGACGCGCAGCGUGAACGAUCUCUCCCUAUCAGAAGACCAGCGCCGGAAGCAGGACUUUGAAACUGACGGUUUGACUGUGCCCAACUACGCCAAUACAUUUCCACCCGGAACAGCCAGCAGCGAUCAAUUCACGGCAGCUAGCGCUGAGCGCAACGAGCCGUCGAUUGGUAGCCAGAACCCUAUCAACGUUGCCUCGGAGCGGGGACUUGAACCGGAAACUGAAGAAGGAAAUGGCAAGACUAGGCAGCGGAAAGGUGUCUUCGGUCGAUUCAAGCGUGGGUCAACGGAGGAAGAAUUGAAGGAUGAGACGGAGGAAAGAAAGCCUCCUAAAUUUACGGUUGCUUCGCAGUUGAGGGCGACUAUCUUCAAUUCUUGGAUCAAUGUUCUCUUCAUUGCGGCGCCGGUUGGUAUUGGGCUGUAUGCUGCUGAUGUGCAACCGGUUGCUAUUUUCGUGGUUAACUUCAUUGCUAUCAUUCCCUUGGCUGCUAUGCUCAGUUUUGCAACCGAAGAGAUUGCCUUGCGAACCGGUGAGACCAUUGGUGGUCUUCUGAACGCUACAUUUGGUAAUGCCGUCGAGUUGAUCGUCGCUAUCAUCGCGCUGGUGAAGAAGGAAGUCGUCAUUGUCCAAACUUCUCUCAUCGGCAGUAUGUUGUCGAAUUUGCUGCUCGUCAUGGGCAUGUGCUUCUUCUUCGGCGGUAUCAAUCGCAUGGAGCAACACUUCAACGUCACCGUGGCCCAAACAGCCGCCAGUAUCCUCGCCAUCGCCGUUGCCGCUUUGAUCAUUCCUACCGCCUUCAGCUGGUCUGACGAUUCCACAGGUCACGCGGAUAAAGUUGCACCUCUGUCUCGAGGCACCAGUAUUCUCCUCCUCGUCGUUUACGCCUGCUACCUCUUCUUCCAACUUAAGUCUCAUGUUGAGAUCUACAACCGUCCCAGCCCGAAGGUCGAGAAACGUCGCCAAAAGGUCACUGAAGGCGACACUACCCGUAACCUUGCACAAAUCGGCAAGAUGAGCGCCGGCACGAUGGGCGGUGAACACGCACAGCAAAUGCAGGUGUUGGAUCCAGAUGAUGAGCCCGAUCAGCCUCAGUUGCAUAUCUGGGUUGCCGCGCUUACACUUGUGAUCUCAACUGCCUUUGUUGGUGUCUGUGCCGAGUUCAUGGUCGACUCCAUCAGUGCCUUGACUGCUACUGGUAGCAUCGGCGAGACCUUCGUCGGUCUUAUCCUCCUACCUAUCGUCGGUAAUGCAGCGGAACACGCCACAGCCGUCACAGUCGCCUGCAAGGAUAAGAUGGAUCUCGCCAUCGGUGUGGCCGUCGGAUCCAGUAUGCAGAUUGCCCUGCUUGUGCUUCCGCUGGUCGUUGUCAUUGGAUGGUGCAUGGGUGUUGAUGACAUGACUCUCUCAUUCGACAACUUCCAAGUCAUCCUGCUCUUCGUUGCCGUUCUUCUGGUCAACUACCUCAUCGGUGAUGGCAAGUCCCACUGGCUUGAGGGUGUCUUGCUCAUGACUAUGUAUUUGCUUAUUGCCCUUGCUGCUUGGUUCUAUUAGCUUGGUAGCCACCAGGUGUAUGGCUGCAUGACUAGUAGUGGUAAUCUAUCUCUUGGUUUCUAUUCCAUUCUUUAUGUAUUAUUUCAUAACUACUUGACAACUUUUCAAAAUAUCUAUGCG
This is a messenger RNA of Penicillium pulvis, 1806 nucleotides long. RefSeq names its product hydrogen/calcium exchanger domain-containing protein. Gene Ontology annotation, biological process: intracellular calcium ion homeostasis; calcium ion transmembrane transport. The coding region runs from base 1 to 1686 and encodes 561 amino acids. The record is from RefSeq and is a predicted model, not a curated record. Gene Ontology annotation, molecular function: calcium:proton antiporter activity. NCBI's taxonomy places the organism in Eukaryota, Fungi, Ascomycota, Eurotiomycetes, Eurotiales, Aspergillaceae. The transcript is spliced from 5 exons. Gene Ontology annotation, cellular component: fungal-type vacuole membrane.